This is a messenger RNA of Linum trigynum, 1038 nucleotides long. NCBI's taxonomy places the organism in Eukaryota, Viridiplantae, Streptophyta, Magnoliopsida, Malpighiales, Linaceae. The record is from the annotation of a GenBank genome assembly.
AUGGCCACCGAUUCAGCUAAUGGACAGCACCAAGGAACAACCAAACCGCCUCCACAGCCAUCCCCAUUGCGUUCUUCCAAGUUCUGCCAGUCCAACAUGAGAAUUUUAAUCACCGGAGGAGCUGGAUUCAUUGGGUCCCACCUGGUGGACCGGCUAAUGGAAAAUGAGAAGAAUGAGGUAAUUGUUGCUGAUAACUAUUUCACUGGAUCUAAAGAAAAUCUCAAGAAGUGGAUUGGCCAUCCAAGAUUUGAGCUCAUCCGUCAUGAUGUCACAGAGCCAUUGCUGGUUGAGGUUGAUCAGAUUUACCAUCUUGCAUGUCCUGCUUCUCCCAUUUUCUACAAGUACAAUCCUGUAAAGACGAUAAAAACCAAUGUGAUUGGUACCCUCAACAUGUUGGGGCUUGCCAAGCGAGUUGGAGCUAGAAUUUUGCUUACCUCAACUUCAGAGGUGUACGGUGAUCCUCUUAUCCAUCCUCAACCAGAGACCUACUGGGGCAAUGUUAACCCAAUUGGGGUCCGAAGCUGCUAUGAUGAGGGGAAACGUGUGGCUGAGACAUUGAUGUUUGAUUAUCAUAGGCAGCAUGGGAUUGAAAUUCGAAUUGCCAGGAUCUUCAACACAUAUGGUCCACGAAUGAAUAUCGAUGAUGGGCGUGUUGUCAGCAACUUCAUAGCUCAAGCGAUCCGUGGUGAGGCAUUGACAGUGCAGAAGCCUGGAACCCAAACUCGCAGUUUCUGCUAUGUAUCUGACAUGGUUGAUGGUCUCAUCAGGCUGAUGGGAGGAGAAAACACUGGACCCAUCAACAUUGGAAACCCAGGUGAGUUCACCAUGACCGAGCUUGCUGAGACGGUGAAGGAGCUAAUAAACCCCGCGGUGGAGAUAAAGAUGGUGGAGAACACACCAGAUGAUCCAAGGCAGAGGAAGCCAGACAUCACAAAGGCGAAGGAGUUGCUUGGAUGGGAGCCUAAGGUGAAGUUGAGGGAGGGUCUACCCCUCAUGGAAGAGGACUUCCGUACCAGGCUUGGGGUCGCCAAGAAGUGA